AUGAGCCCCUGCGGGCCUCCCAACUCGAGCCUGCCGGGCGAGGUGAGCGCCUGUGGGGCGCCCGGGGUCCCCAACGUAUCGGCAGCGGUGCCAUCGGGGGCUCCCAGCGGCUCCCCGGCGCUACCCAUCUUCUCCAUGACGCUGGGCGCCGUGUCCAACGUGCUGGCCCUGGCGCUGCUGGCCCAGGCCGCGGGCCGGCUGCGGCGCCGCCGCUCGGCGGCCACCUUCCUGCUGUUCCUCGCCAGCCUGCUGGCCACGGACCUGGCCGGCCACGUGAUCCCGGGCGCGCUGGUGCUGCGCCUGUACGCUGCGGGGCGCGCGCCAGCUGGCGGGACCUGCCACUUCCUGGGCGGCUGCAUGGUCUUCUUCGGGCUGUGCCCGCUGCUGCUGGGCUGCGGGAUGGCGGUGGAGCGCUGUGUGGGCCUCACGCGCCCGCUGCUGCACGCAGCGCGCGUGUCGGUGGCCCGGGCGCGCAUGGCGCUGGGUGCGCUGGCCGCGGUGGCCCUGUCCGUGGCGCUGCUGCCGCUGGCGCGCGUGGGGCGCUAUGAGCGGCAGUACCCGGGCACCUGGUGCUUCAUCGGCCUCGGCCCGCCCGGGGGCUGGCGCCAGGCGCUGCUCGCAGGCCUCUUCGCCGGCCUCGGCCUGGCCGCGCUCCUCGCCGCGCUAGUGUGCAACUCGCUCAGCGGCUUGGCACUGCUGCGCGCGCGCUGGCGCCGCUACCGCUCCCGACGGCUUCCCGAGGUCCCGGGCCCCGAAGGCUUCCGGCGCUGGGCACCCCGCUCCACCUCCGCCUCUUCCGCCUCGUCCAUCGCCUCGGGCUCCGCCUCUGCCACCCUGCGCAGCUCCCGGGGCGGCGGCUCAGCGCGCAGGAGUCGCGCGCACGACGUGGAGAUGGUGGGGCAGCUCGUGGGCAUCAUGGUGGUGUCAUGCAUCUGCUGGAGCCCCCUGCUGGUGCUGGUGGUGCUGGCCGUCGGGGGCUGGAGCCCCAGCGCCCUGCAGCGCCCACUCUUCCUGGCUGUGCGUCUGGCCUCCUGGAACCAGAUCCUGGACCCAUGGGUGUACAUCCUGCUGCGCCAGGCUGUGCUGCGCCAGCUGUUGCGCCUGCUCCCCGCCAGGGCCCAAGGCCGGGGCCGUGACACAGAGCUGGGCCCGGCCAAGGGAGCGUGGGAAGCCAGCUCUCUACGCAGCUCUCGGCACAGUGGUCUCGGCCAGUGCUGACCGCUGACGCACCCCGUGCCAUCAAGCCACCUGGUCCAUCUCCUCUGGGCUGCGGCUCCAGUGUGGGUGCACAGAGGCGCCCCGACCCAUCCGGGAGUCAUGCACGAUGCUCUAGAGGGCGUUGGAGACCCCUGAGCCUCCACUCGGCUCACAGUGGCCCCGAGCUGCCCAAACGUGCGGCGCCUGCACCUCCCGCAUCGUGCUCUGGGGGGCGCUCAAGACCCCAAAGCCCAGGGCAACCCUGACCCCCUCUCGCCGCAGGCCACUCAAAGCACGAGAAGGGACGGAGGGUGCGGGGGUCGGGGCAAACCCCAAAGGCCUUUUUUAAAAACUAAGAACUCCUGAAGGGAGGGCAGGGCGGGUGCUAGCAGCCCCCGGGCACGAAGUCGAAGUCCCGGAAAAAAGCCUGCUCGGCGGCAGACAGGGGCCGCGCAUCCCGGGGCAGGCUCAGCGUGGGCGCCUCCCCCGUGAACUCCUCGUCGAAGUUGCUGACGUCCGUGCGCCCCGAGAGCUGGGGAACGAAGGGGGGCGGCAGGCGGCGGGCCAGGAGCGCGUCCCAGCCCAGGGUCUGCAGAGGGGAGAAGAGGCGGGUGAAGAGGAGGCUGAGGCAGGAGGGUCUGGGCUGGGCACAGGGGGAUGCUGAGGUCAGGGCUGCGCAACCCAGAGGAAGUGGGUACAGGAGUGGGGGGAGCAAAGCGGGGCUCCCGGGGCCGCGCCAUGUCUUGAGGGGCCCUGGGCCCUGGUGGAGAAGGUCAAGGGGCCUCACCCUGAAGAACGGCUGCUUCUUCACGUCCUCCGCGUCGCGCUCGCUGGAGCCCAGCCUCCGCUCCGGGUUCCUGCGCAGCAGCUGGGGGCGAGGUGGAACCGGGUCAGCUGUGGUCUCGGGCCCAGCGUGCCCCUCUUCCCCGCCCAGCCCUCACCCAGUGCUCACCCUGCGCAUGACGCCGAUAGCCUCAGCGGACAGGAAGCGGGGGUACCGCACCUCGUCAUUGACGAUACUGUCGAACACCUCCUCCUCGUCGUCCCCAGGGAACGGGGACUGCGGACAGCGGGACGCAAUGUGGUGAGCGCAGGCCCCAAGGGCCGGCGCCCCUUCCUCCCCGGGAGUCGGGGACACUCACCUCACCCACGAGCAUCUCGUAGAGCAGCACGCCCAGCCCCCACCAGUCCACGGCACGCGUGUAGGACGUGUCGGUCAGCACCUCGGGGGCCAGGAACUCGGGGGUCCCGCAGAACGUGCUGGUCCGAUCGCCGUACCCCAUGCCUGCAGGCGGCGGGCGGGACCGUGGGAACUCAUGGGGCUGGGGCUGUGGGGACCCCGGGCGCUCCCCGCUUCCCCUUACCCAGCCCACCCCAGGCCAUCGGGUCGCCAGACCCAGCCCUCACCCUCCUUGCAGAGGCCGAAGUCCGCAAUCUUCACGUAGCCCUCGGUGUCCAGCAGCAGAUUGUCCAGCUUUAGGUCCCUGGGGAGGGGCGGGGCGUGAGUGGGGGAGGGGCGGGCAGCCCCAGGCUGGAGCCCCCCACCGGGGCAGCACGCACCUGUAGACGAUCUUGUGCUCGUGGAGGAAUUGCAGGCCCAGCACCACGCAGGCUGAGUAGAAGCUGCAGAGAGAAGCGGGCAGGGGUCAGGGCUGCGGCCCCAGGGCUCCAGGAGGCUGAGGCAGGCGGGUCUAGGGGGAGGUCGGAGGACCGGGGCUCACACGGCUCGGGGCUCAGAGAACACGUCGCUGUGGAUGUGCAGCAUCAGGUCCCCGCCGGCCGAGUACUCCAUGACGAAGCACACGUGUUCGGGCGUCUGGAAGCAGCCGAACAAGUUCACAAGGAAGGGGUGCCCCGCGCGGGUCACAGCCGCCAGGAUUCGCUUCUCGCACAUCAGGCUAGGGCAGGUGCGGGGGACAGAGGCCCGGCUGAGUUCUACACCCCCAAACCCCAGGCUCUCGGAGGCCUCGACUUGCGUGCAGCUGGGCUGCAGCAGGACUUCUGAGGCUUGGUCUAGGCCCGGUGUGCGGACGGAGCACCCGGAAUCCGCCCAUGACCCAACAGCGCCCCCUGCUGCACAUGGGGGAACUGCAGGUCGGAGGACCCGGACCCAGGCCCGCGGAGCCACAUCGCUCUGCCCAGGACUGGUUCAGGCAGAGGGAGCCCAGUGAAGGCGGCUGCCGCCAAGACUCCCACAGGAUGGGUCCGGUAGCAGCUCCACCACGCAGUGCGGGAAACACCCGGAUACAGCCGUGCCUGAAGCGGAGCCCCUGGGAUUCUUUACUGAUCCAGAUCAAUAAAUUCCCUCAUUUGUUUAA
This is a messenger RNA of Cavia porcellus (domestic guinea pig), 3515 nucleotides long. It is a transcript of the gene Ptger1, whose product is annotated as prostaglandin E receptor 1. Gene Ontology annotation, molecular function: prostaglandin E receptor activity. NCBI's taxonomy places the organism in Eukaryota, Metazoa, Chordata, Mammalia, Rodentia, Caviidae. The record is from RefSeq and is a predicted model, not a curated record. Gene Ontology annotation, cellular component: plasma membrane. The coding region runs from base 1 to 1218 and encodes 405 amino acids. Gene Ontology annotation, biological process: positive regulation of cytosolic calcium ion concentration; inflammatory response; adenylate cyclase-activating G protein-coupled receptor signaling pathway. The transcript has 2 exons.